ACUCGCCCAAUGACUGGGUUGGUUCGAACGAAGAGGUACCAUUGGAUUUUUUUCUGGUACCAAAGCAAGAACUCGGGAGACCAGCGUUGAUUUUGGUCUCCCUCUCACCCUCCCACAAAAUAGAAUCUCCAAGUUCCAAACGGAUAUACUACUAGCUAGUACCACACUCAUCAGCCCAGCUCAGCCAGCCAGCCGUCCAUCCAGCUACCCCAGCAAGAUAGAAGAUGAAUCACUCCAAUAACUCGAGCUACAAUAGCAAUGCCAUGUGCGACAGCAGCAUGAUGCACGAUUCUUCGUUUACCGAUGCGGAAGUGUUCAUGAUGUCGGAUUGUUUUGGAGGACGAACGUCAACAACAACAAGCCAACUACUAGGUGGAUACAAGCAAGGACACAUUCGACGACGAAUUCCCAUGGCCAUCCCAUCAUCUACCGGUACUUUGCCACAAAGAAGUUCUUCGUUGAACGAUUCCUACAGUCUCUUGAACACUUCCUUCAGUCUGUCAUCGUCGUCUUCUCGAUUGGAUGGUUCCACCAGACUCCACAGCAACAGCAUGUCACCCUACAGCAGCAGUAUGGAUCAUUCCUCCCAUUGGAACAGCAGCAGCAUCAACACGAGCAAUAAUAGUUCUCCUGUCAGAAAUUCCAGUCCUGGACUUCAUCCGUACCAAGUCCAAGCCAAUGUGGCGGUCAGUUCUCCCAGCCACUACGAAGGACGCAUCCAAUCCUCCUUCCAAUUGACAAACAACUUUGGGGGAGCCAGGGCAGCCUAAAGAUCCUUUUUCAGUACCGUACUUUCCCCAAAGUGAGGCAUCAAUCCACAAAACUCCCAAGGAAAACUAACUCAUACACUUUAUGGGGGGAUACAACCUACAUCCUUACAUGCAUACAUACAUACAUAUGACAAGAUAGAUGCACAUUUUCUUAUUUGCAGUUUCUAGUUCUACUUUUUCCAACUGAAACAACAAGUAUUGUAACUCUAGCUAGACUAUUAUUAUAACCACAUUCCAGCCACAACUCU
This is a messenger RNA of Seminavis robusta, 1018 nucleotides long. NCBI's taxonomy places the organism in Eukaryota, Bacillariophyta, Bacillariophyceae, Naviculales, Naviculaceae. The record is from the annotation of a GenBank genome assembly.